Molecule: messenger RNA, 4669 nt
Organism: Zonotrichia leucophrys gambelii
Lineage: Eukaryota; Metazoa; Chordata; Aves; Passeriformes; Passerellidae
Product: collagen alpha-1(I) chain-like
Exons: 2
Source: RefSeq, a predicted model, not a curated record
CCCCCGCGCCCGGCCGCCGCCCCCCGCGGCGGCCCCGGCGCGCCCGCCCGCGGGGCCGCGCCCGCCGCCCCCGCCGCGGGCGCCCCCCCGCGCGCGGCCCGGCCGCGCCGGCCCCCGCGCCGCCGGCGCGCCGCGGGGGGCGCCGCCGGCCGCGCGCCCGCGCCCCGCGCGCCCCCCCCGGCGCGCGCGACGCCGGCGCGCGGCCCGGCGCGCGCGGGCCCGCGGCCGGGGCCGCCCCCCGCCGUCCGGCCCGCGCCCCGCGCGCGCGCCCGGGCCGGCGCGCGGCGCGCCGCGCCGGGGGACGCCGGCCCCGGGGGCGCGGGCCGGCCGGGCCGGGGACCCCGACCGCCCCGCGGCGCGCCCCGCGGGCCGGCGGCGCGCCCGCGCGGACGGGCGCCCCGCCGCGCGCCGGGCCGCGGGCCCCCGGGCCCCCGGGCCCCCCGCCCGGGCCGCGCUCCGCGGCGGCCCCCCGCGCCCCGGCCCGCGCGGGCGCGGCGGCGCGCCCGGGGGCGCCGCCGCCGCCGCGCGGGACCCCCGAGCCACGGGGCCGCGGCCGGCGGGACGCCCGCGCGCGCCCGGGCCCCGGCCGCGAGGCCCGCGCCCCGCGGGCGCCCGCGCCGCGGCCCGCCGCGUGCGCGGGGCGGCCGCCGGCGGGCGGCCGCCGCGGCCCCCCCCCCGCCGACGCGCCGCCCGCCGGCGCGGCGCCGCGCGGGCCCCCGGCGGAGCGCCCCGCCCGCCCCGCCGGCGCCGCGCGCCGCCCCCGCCGCCGCGCCGCCCGGCCGACGCGGGCCGCCCCGCCCCGCGCGGCCGCCCGGCCGCGCCCCGCCGCGCGCGGCCGGGCCGGCGCCCGGCGACGCGGCGCCGCGCCGCGCGCGCCCGCGCGCCGCGCCGCGCGGCCCCCGCGUCGGCGGCCCCCCGCGCCCCCGGGCCCCGCCCGGGCCCGCGCGCCGCCACGCGCCAGCCGGCCGGCGCGGCCCCCGCGCCGCCGACGCCGCCGCCGCGCCGGCCCGGGCGCGGCGCCGGGCGUCAGCCCCCGGCGCGCCGGGGCGCGCCCGCGCCCCCCGCGCCGGGCCGCGCGCCCCGGCGCCGGGGCACGCCCCGAGGCCGGCGCCGCCCGGCGGGCGGGCCCGGCGCGCCCCGGGGGCCGCCCGCCGCGGCCGCGCCGCGCCGCCGCGCGCCGCGCGCGCGCGCCGCGCGCGCGGCCGCGCGCCGCGGCGCGCCGCCGCGCGCGCGCCGCGCGCUCGCGCCCGCCCGCGCGCCGCGCGGCGCCCGGCGCCGCCCCGCGCCGGCGCGCGCCGCCGCGCGCGCGCGCCCCGGCGCGUCGCCCGCGCGCGCCGCCGCCGCCGGCCGCGCCGCCGCCCCGGGCGCGCGCCCGCGCGCCCGCGCCGACGCGCGCGCGCGCCCGCCGCGCCCGCCGGCGGCGCCGGCGACCGCGCCGCGCGGCGCCGCGACCGCCCGGCGGCGCCGCCGCGCGCCGCGCCGCGCUCGCCGACGCGGCGCGCCGCGCCCGCCGCGCGCGGCGCGUCGGCGCGCGGCGCGCCGCGCCGCCACGCGCGGCCGCGCGCGGCCCCGCGCGCCCCGCCCGCGCCGCGCCGCGCGCCGCCCGCGACGCGCGCGCCGCCGGCGCGCGCCCGCGCGCCGACGCGCGCGCCGCCCGCAGCCGCCGGCGCGCCCGCGACGCUGCGCCCGCGGCCCGCGCGGCGCCGCGCGCCCCCGCGCGCGCCCGCGCCGGCGCGGCACGCUCGCGCGCGCCGGCGCCCCGGCGCCGGCCCGCGCCGGGGCCCCGGCGCCGCGGGCGGCGCGCCCGGCGCCCCCCCGCCCGCGCCCGCCUCGCCGGCCCGCGCCCCGGCGGGCGCGGGCGCCGCGCGCGCCCCCGGGCCGGCGCCCCCGGCGCGCCCCGGGCCCCGGCGGCGCGCGCCCGCGCGGCCCGGGCCCCGCGCGCCCCCCGGCCGCGCGCGGGGCGCGCGCGCCCCGCGCCCGGGGCGGCCCGCGGGCGCACCCCGCGCGCGGCGCCGCCGCCCCCGGCCGGCGCGGCGGCGGGCCGCGCCCGGGGCCCGCGCCGCGCCGCCGCCCGGCGGCCGACGGGAGGCGCGCGACGCCGCCGCGGGCCGUCCCGGCCCCCGGGGUCCGCGCGCGCCGCCCCGCGGCGCCCGCGCGGGCCGCGGCGCGCCCCGGGCGGCCCCCCCCCGGGCCCGGGGCCCCCGGGCCCCCCCGGGGGCCCGGGGGCCCCCCCCGGGGCCCGGGCCGGGGGGCCCCCCCCCGGGGCCCCCCCCGCCCCCGGCCGCCCGGCGGCGCGGCCGCCCGGGGCCCCGGGCCGGCCGGGGGGGGCCCGCGGCCCGCGGCGGCCCGCCCCCCCGCGCCGGGGCGGGCGCGGCCCCCCGGGCGGGGCCGGCGGCCCCGCGCGGCCCCCCCGGCGGCGCCGGCCCCGGCGCCCGGGCCCCCGGCCCCGGCGGGGCCCGGGGCCCCCGGGGCCCGGGGGGAACCCCCCUCCCCGACCCCGCGGGCCCCGGCGCGCCGCCCGCGCCCCCCCGGGCCGCCCCGGGCCCCCCGGCCCGCCGGGGGCCCGGGGGGCCCCGCGCGCCGGGGCCCGGGGCCCCCGGGCGGCCCCCGGCCCCGCCGCCCGGCCCCCGCCCGGCCCCGCCCCCCCCCCGGGGCCCGCGGCCGGCCCCGCCCGGGCGGGGCGGGGUCCCCGGCCGCGGGCCGGCCCCCCCCCCCCGGCCCGGGCCGGGGCGGCCGGCCGCGGCCCCCCGGGGGCGGGCGGGCCGGGGGCCGCGGCGGGCGGCGCCCCGGGCCGCCGGCCGCGCGCCCCGCCGGGGCCCGCGCCCGCCCCCCACCGGGCGCGCCCGGGCCCCCCGGGGGCGUCCGGGCCCCCGGCCCCCCGGGCUGCCCCGGGGGCGGGCCCGGGGCCCCCGGGGGGCGGGGCCCCCGCGCGGGCCCCGGGGCCCCCCGGCGGCCGCCGCGCGCCGCGGGGGCCCGGCCCCCCGCCGCCCCCCGCCCCCGCGCCCCCCCGCGGCGCCGCCGCGCGCCCCCCGCCUGGGCCCGGGGCGGGGAGGCCCCCGGGCCCCGGGGGCCCCGCCGCCGCCGGGGGGGGCCCGCGCCGGGCCGCCCGCCGGCGGCCCGGCCCGCGGCGCCGGCCCCACCGGGGGGCCCCCCCGGUGCGGCGCCGCCCGCCCCGGGGCCGCCCCCGCCGGCGGGCCCCGCCGGGCGGCCCCGCGGCCCCCGGGGGGGGGCCCCCCGGGCGGGGCCGGGGCCGCGCGGGGGCCCCGGCCCCCCCCGGCGCGCGCGCCCCCCGGCCGCGCGCCUUGGCCCGGCCCCGGCCCGGCCCGCCCGCCGCCCCGGGCCCCGGGGCCCCCCCGGGGGCCCCCGGCGGGGGGCGCGGGCCCCGCGGCCCCCGGGCGCCGGCCCCCCCGCCCGCCCCCCGCCCGGCCCCCCGGCCCGGCGCCCCCGGCCCCGGCCCCGGGCCCCCCGGGCGGCCCCCCCGGGCCCGGGGGCGGGCCCCCGCCGCACCCGGGCCGGCGGCCGCCCGGCCCGCGGGCCCGCGCCCCCCCGGGCCGCGGGGCCCCCGGGGCCCCGGCCCGGGCCGGCCGGGCGCCCCCCGGCCCCGGGCCCCCCCCGCGUGGGCGCCCCCCGCGGCCGGGCCCGGCCGGGGCCGGGGCCCGCGGUCCCGGGGCGCCCCGGCCCCGCUCCCGCGCCGCGGGCCCGGGGCCCUCGCCGGGCCCCCCCGGCGGCCCCCGGCGGCCCGCCCCCGCCGGGCGCGGGGCGGCGGCCCCGGGGGCCCCCGGCCCCCGCCCCCGGGCCGGGGGCCCCCCGCCCCCCGGGCCCCCCCGGGGCGGCCCCCGCGCCGGCGGCCCGCCGGGGCGGGGCCCCCGCCCGCGCCCCGCGCCCGGGCCCGGGGCCCGCCCCCCGGGGCCCCCGGCCCCCCGCCCGGGGGGGGGGGCCCGCCCCCCCCGGGGCCGCCCGGGGCCGGCGCGCCCGCCCCGGCCGGGGUCCCCGCGGCCCCCGGGGGCGUCCCCCCCCCGGCGGGGCCGCCCGGGCCCCCCCCCGCGGGGGCGCACGGGCCCCGGGGGGGCGCCGCGCCCCCGGCGCCGGGGGGCCCCCGUGCGGGGGCCUGGCCCCCCCGCGCGGGGCCGGCCCCCCGCCGGGCGCCGCCGGCCCGGCCGCGCCGCGCCGGCGGCGGGCCCCCGGGGCCGGCCCCCGCGCCCCCCCCCCCGCCGGGCCCCCCGGCCCGGGGCGCGAGGGGCGGCCCCGCGGGGCCGGACCCGGCGCCCCGGCGGGCCCCGGCCCGGGCCCCCGCGGCGCCCGCCGGGCCCCCGGGCCCCCCCGGGCGGGGCCGCGCGGGGCGCGCGGGGCGCCCCCCGCGGCCGGGGGCCCGGGGGGCCCCCCCGCGCCGGCCGGGGCCACCCGGCCGGGCCGCCGCCCGCGGGGGCCCCCCCGGCCGCGGGCCCCCGGCGGGGCGGCCCCCCCGGGGGCCGGGCGGGCCCCCCCCGGCGCCGGCGGGGCCCCCCCGCGGGGCCCCCCGCCGGGGCCCGGCCCGGGGGGGGCCCCGCGGGUGCCCCGCCGCCCGCCCCGCGGCCCCCCGCCCGCCCGGAACCCCCCCCCCCCCCGGGCCCCCGGGCCGGCCCCCCGCCGGCGGCCGGCCCCCCCCGGCGGCCGGCCCGGCGGCGCGCGG